Molecule: messenger RNA, 1429 nt
Organism: Homalodisca vitripennis (glassy-winged sharpshooter)
Lineage: Eukaryota; Metazoa; Arthropoda; Insecta; Hemiptera; Cicadellidae
Product: zinc finger CCCH domain-containing protein 15 homolog
Exons: 8
Coding region: 168-1364 (398 amino acids)
Biological process (GO): cytoplasmic translation
Cellular component (GO): cytosol
Molecular function (GO): metal ion binding; mRNA binding
Source: RefSeq, a predicted model, not a curated record
UGGAUUUGUAUUUACGCUUUUGUGGUUACCUAUCCGGAUCCAAUCAAACGUCUAUGCGUUGGUGUUUGAGGUUAAUGUCCGUGUGCGUAGCGUUUUGUUGUAUUUAAUGUAAAUUCAUUAUAUGUAUUUUAUUUUAUAGUAGAUAAGUAGUUUGAACACACUUUAAAAUGCCUCCUAAGGCGAAACCUGCAGCUCCUAAUAAAAAGACUGUUGAGAAAAAGAAGGAGAAAGUUAUUGAGGAUAAAACCUUUGGACUAAAAAAUAAAAAAGGGGCCAAGCAGCAACGAUUUAUACAGCAGGUUGAAAAACAAGUAAAAACUGGAGGGGUGCCAGCUAGAAAAUUGGGAGAAGAGCCGAAAAAGGACAAAGAUGCAAAGUCUAAAGAACAGAAGGAGAUGGCUUUACUGUUUCGACCAGUUCAAAAAGUUGAAAAAGGAGCAGAUCCAAAGUCUGUUGUCUGCGCUUUCUUCAAGCAGGGCCAGUGCACAAAAGGGGCCAAGUGCAAGUUUUCCCAUGAUCUGGGGUUGGAGCGGAAGGCAGAAAAGCGGAGUCUGUAUGUGGACAUGAGGGAUGACGAAGAGGACACUAUGGAAAACUGGGAUGAGGAAAAGUUAAAGGAGGUUGUGGAAAAGAAACAUGGCGAGUCUGAAAAAAGAAUGCCUACAACUGAUAUUAUAUGCAAAUUCUUUUUGGAUGCUGUUGAGAAAAGCAAGUAUGGCUGGUUCUGGGCGUGUCCUAACGGUGACAGCUGUAUAUAUAAACACGCACUACCACCAGGAUUUGUACUCAAGAAGGACCGGAAGAAAGAAGACAAGAAAGAUGAGAUUUCUAUAGAAGAUCUGGUAGAGAAGGAACGUGCAGCAUUGAGUGCUUCUGGGAAGUUCACUAAGGUCACUUUGGAGAGCUUUUUAGCUUGGAAGAAACGGAAAGUCAAGGAGAAGAAAGAUGCUGCCAUCAAGGAUGAAGAGAAAAAGAGAAACGACUACAAGGCUGGUAAACAACACGGGCUUUCAGGAAGAGAGAUGUUCUUCUUCAAUCCUGACCUGGCUGCUAACGAUAUGAUGGAAGAUGGAGAUGAAGCAUUUGAUUCAUAUGCUAGAGAAGAGGAAGAAGAUGGACCAGAAGUUCAGUAUCGAGACAUUGAACUAGAAAUCCUGGCAAUGGAAGCACAAGAAGCAGACAACAGUGGUACGGUGGCGGCAGAAGACAGGCUCAAAAACGGUGUGGCCAAUGGCGAAGCAUCCUCUCCAGAGAGUCCAAGUGAAGAAGGAGCUGCCGCUGUUCCCAUCAAUGAGAACCUGUUCCUCGAUGAUGAUCUCGGAGAUUUGGAAGAAGAGCUGGACGAAUUAGCGCUCGACCAGUAACCCUCCCCUGUCCCCUACUGGCCGGGCAUACCCCCCAUCACUAUAAUAAAUUGGUCUUUUCUGUU